AUGGAGGAUUUUCGGGUUGCUUUGGAGAAUUGUGAAUUGACAGAUUUGGGUUUUAUAAGGCAUAAAUUUACUUGUACAAACCGGUGCCCAGGAUCAGCCCAUACAAAACAACGAUUAGAUAAAGUUGUUGCUGACAAAGAUUGGAUUGAAAAGUUCCCUGCCAGUUCGGUUUCUCACUUGUUCAACCAUGCUUCUGAUCAGAUUCCUAUUUUGUUGAGAACUAUGAAUGACAAGCGGCUUAGGGGAAGGGGGGCUGGUGGUUUUCGAUUUGAGGAGAGUUGGUUUUUGUGGGAUGAUUGUGAGGAAGUUAUGCAUGAGGCAUGGACAAAGGUGGGCAGGGCAGUCCGGGUUGAAGGGGUGUUAUGGACUGAAUCCAAGCAUGUGGGGUAG
This is a messenger RNA of Quercus lobata, 390 nucleotides long. RefSeq lists its product as uncharacterized. The coding region runs from base 1 to 390 and encodes 129 amino acids. The record is from RefSeq and is a predicted model, not a curated record. The transcript has a single exon. Lineage: Eukaryota; Viridiplantae; Streptophyta; Magnoliopsida; Fagales; Fagaceae.